This is a messenger RNA of Ichthyophthirius multifiliis, 942 nucleotides long. Its product is annotated as RNA binding motif protein 22, putative. Gene Ontology annotation, molecular function: metal ion binding; pre-mRNA binding; U6 snRNA binding. Gene Ontology annotation, cellular component: Prp19 complex; U2-type catalytic step 1 spliceosome; U2-type catalytic step 2 spliceosome. NCBI's taxonomy places the organism in Eukaryota, Ciliophora, Oligohymenophorea, Hymenostomatida. The record is from RefSeq and is a predicted model, not a curated record. The transcript is spliced from 5 exons.
AUGGCUUCUGAAAGAGGUUUAUAAUUUCGUACUGGUGUUAAUAAAGUUGGAUGGGAAGAGUCGGAUUUUCCCAUUUUAUGUGAAACAUGUUUAGGCGAUAAUCCUUAUAUAAGAAUGCUUCCUGUUGAAGUUCGUGAUAAAUUUUUAGCAGAAUAAGCUGUUUAAAUACCUGAUUAAUUGGCUAAUAGAGAUUAUUAUUAGAACCAAGCCAAUAGAAAUAUUGAUUAGUUAUAAUUACCUUAUAGUAAUUAAUCUAAUAUUUUAUUAGAAAAAGUUGCCAGAUUAAAACCUUAUUAUGAAAGAAAUUAAGCAUAGGUAUGUAGUUUUUGGGUCAAAGGAACUUGCCAAAGAGGAGAACUUUGUCCUUAUGCACAUUAAAAAAGAGUAAACAUAGAUGAUGAUGAUCCUAAAAAUAAUUAAUAACUUGUAGAUAGAUUUUAUGGUCGAAACGAUCCUUUAGCAGAAAAAAUACUUAAAAAAAUAAAUGUUUACAAAGAAAAUGAUUUAUAACCACCCUAAGAUACAACAAUUUAUUCUCUUUAUAUUUCUAACAUAACAGAAUCUAUUUCUUAGGAAAACAUUUAUUAAAUUUUUAUAAAAUUUGGUCCUAUUGAAAGCGUAAAAAUGAUCCCUUAAAAGAAAUGCGCAUUUGUUAACUUUUGCUCUAGAAAAGCAGCUGAAGAAGCAAUAAAAGAUCUCUACGGAAAAUUAAUUAUUAAUAAUUAAUAAUUAAAUUUAGCUUGGUCAAAAUCUCAUUUACAUAAUUAAAAUAAUUAAAUUAAACCGCCAUCUUAAAAACCUCCUUAAGAAAAUAAAACUUAAGAAAAAUUAGAUAAGUUUUUAGGAGGAUUAAUAAAUUAUAGUGACGAUGAAAAUGACAAUAUUAAUUAAAAUAAAAAUGAUAAUAAUACUGAGUAACUUAACUAUAAAUAUUAUGAAUGA